Messenger RNA from Eublepharis macularius, 4271 nucleotides. It is a transcript of the gene SNX33, whose product is annotated as sorting nexin 33. Gene Ontology annotation, biological process: endosomal transport; mitotic cytokinesis; endocytosis. Gene Ontology annotation, molecular function: protein binding; phosphatidylinositol binding. Bases 1767 to 3461 code for a protein of 564 amino acids. The transcript has 2 exons. Gene Ontology annotation, cellular component: plasma membrane; cytoplasmic vesicle. Lineage: Eukaryota; Metazoa; Chordata; Lepidosauria; Squamata; Eublepharidae. The record is from RefSeq and is a predicted model, not a curated record.
UCCAGAGAAAAAGCCACCAUAAAUUGGGGGGUAGAGGCUGAAAGGGGGGCGCCGGUCGCUGCUGUGCAAUAAAAGGCACCCCCUUGCACAGACAGGUGCAAAGAAGGGACGCGCGCUAAAGGAGAGGCACCUUUGGAGAGGUAUCCUCAGCCAGGCGCGCAAGAAUUGCGCACGGGGAAGAGUGAAGCGUGCAAACACAAAAGAGCUGCGCACGGAGAAGAGUGAAGGGUGCAAACACAAAAGUUGCACCUGGAGGGGGGGGAGUCUCUCUCCAGAGAGUGCAGUUGCAACAACCUCCCGCCACCCCAAGGCUUCCCAAAGGAGAGGCAAAGAAAGCGUCCGAGGCGUGCGCCCGGCUAGCUGGUGCGCAAAGUGGAGGCGCCGCCGGGAUCGCCUCUGCGCCGCCGGGCCGGCUUGCUUUCCGGAUUCCCAGCCCUCUUCCCGAGCGGAAGUGCCGCCGUGGUGCCGGAGCCCUCCCCUCUGCCCUCCCCACGCGAGCCGACGCCUCCCCCAGCAACCCCGGGGGAAACUUUGUUGUGAUCGCCCCUCGCGCUCGCCGGAGAGAGAUCCGCGGCUCCUCGUCGCCCGCGCCGGAUGGUGGGAUUUUCUUGUCUGGAAAGCAGCGAUCGGAUGGCCUGUGGCUUUUGCGGCGUCCUUCGUGAACGGUCAGGAAUUUAUUACCUUCUCGGGAGCUGAUUUCCUCCUUGCUUUGGCUUCCUUUGAAAAAGCAAAAAAUCCGCGGCGGCUCUUGCGAAUGUUUUGAUCGUGUCAGUUUCAGAUGGAAACUGACCAAGAACGAAGGAAGAAGCAUUUUACGCUUCGCCGGUGGCUGGGAAAACAAAGCUUCCAGAAGUGAAUGCUAUUUUGGAACACGGGGACGACACUUCUGUGUGUUGGAAACUUUUCUCCCUCCAGGGCUGCAGGGGAGAGAGCGACAGAGACGAACGUUUCUUCUUCUGUUCCCUCUUCUGUUGCUUUCGGGUUAAAAAGUUCACGUGAACUCUGAGGGUGCCCCGUGGAGAAGGAAGGGUUGUGUGUUUGUGUUCUUUUUCAAACCAAGGCGUGACCCAUUCAGUUUUGGAUUGAUUUGCGACUUUUCUUCCUCCUCCUCCCCCCCUCCGGAGGGUUGUGGCUUUCGAAGCGGACCCAAAAGGGAUUACAGGAAUUUGCAAAAUAUUUUUGUUUGGAUUGUCGACAAUAGCAGUGAGCUUUCUUCUUUCUCUCUGCACAAAAGGCACCCCCUCCCCGCACCCUGGUGUGUGUUGCACUGGAUGUACUUUCAAAAGCUCUAUUUUUUAUAAAACAAAUAUCUUUAGAAAGAGGAAAAUCUUGGAUCUUUCUUGGAUAGCAAUGGUUAAUCUUUACAUGCAAUUUUAGUGUAAACAAAAAAAAGGCAGAUGGUUCAGGCAGAACCGGUUUGCAAGAGAAAAUCAACACGAGGAUGCCAAUUUUCUGGUUAUUUAUGCAUCUGACUGAGGCCAUAUCUAUCACCUAAAACACGGGGGUCAAAAAUGCUGUUCAAUUUGCCCCAGGCAUGUUUUUCUUAGCCAGAGCAUGCAGACAGCAAAGUGGCUGGAAUUUAUAAACCUCGGUGCUAAUUCGUAAGAAAAGGAUAAUUAUAUUGUUCUUUCCCGGGAGAGUCUGCAAAGCCUUUCUUCUUCUUUACCACUGAGCUGUUGUAGAUUUCAAGGCACCAGAGAAGUGUUGUAUUUCAGCUGACUGGUAGCAACUUCAGUAGUGGCUGGGGCUGCUUCCAAGGAACAGCCAUGGCGCUGAAAGCCAGAGCCCUUUACAACUUCCAGAGCGAAAACAAGGAAGAAAUUAGCAUCCAAGAGAAUGAAGAGCUGGUAAUCUUCAGCGAGAACUCUCUGGACGGAUGGCUGCAGGGGAUGAACAGCCGGGGAGAGAAGGGUCUUUUCCCUGCAUCCUAUGUAGAGAUCCUUCGCUCCAGGUCAGCCUCAAUGCAUACGGACCAUUCCGGCAGCCCCAGUGGGUCCCCUGCAAAUGGGUCGUCCUUCUACGUGUCCCCUUCCAACACCAGCAUCUCCCACCAGGGAAGCUUUGAAGAUGACGACGAUGAUGACUGGGACGAUUGGGACGACGGGUGUACGGUGGUGGAAGAACCCCGAAGUGGAUCCAGCACCAACGGGCAUCCUUCUCCCAGCCUUCAGUAUCCCGGGCCAUACCUUCACCACAACAAUAUGGACUCCCGGCCCAAACCCACUCUGGAGAGGCAGGACAGCAUCACGUCUUCCAAGAGGGGCAGCGUUGUGGGGCGGAAUCUGAACCGCUUCUCUUCCUUUGUCCGGUCUGGAGUAGAGGCCUUCAUCCUGGGAGAUGUGCCGAUGCUGUCCAAGAUCGCCGAGGCCUACUACAUCGACAUGGGCUCCAAGGGUCCCCAGUGGCGAUCUAACCCACACCCUCUGAUGUGCUCGGUGGAGGACCCAACCAAGCAAACCAAAUUCAAGGGCAUCAAGAGCUACAUCUCCUACCGGCUGACUCCCAGCAACAGCAAGUCGCCAGUCUACCGGCGGUACAAACAUUUUGAUUGGCUGUACAACCGCCUGUUGCACAAGUUCACGGUCAUCUCCGUGCCGCACUUGCCCGAGAAGCAAGCGACGGGGCGCUUCGAGGAGGACUUUAUUGAGAAGCGCAAACGGAGGUUGAUCUUGUGGAUGGACCACAUGACCAGCCAUCCAACGCUUUCGCAGUACGAGGGCUUCCAGCACUUCCUCAACUGCCAUGACGACAAACAGUGGAAGAUGGGCAAGCGUCGGGCGGAGAAAGACGAGAUGGUGGGAGGCAGUUUCCUGCUGACCCUCCAGAUCCCGACGGAACACCAGGACCUACAAGACGUGGAGGACAGAGUGGACACUUUCAAGGCCUUCAGCAAGAAGAUGGACGACAGCGUCCUGCAGUUGACCAACGUGGCUUCCGAGCUGGUGCGGAAGCAUGUGGGAGGCUUCCGCAAAGAGUUCCAGAAGCUGGGAAAUGCAUUCCAGGCCAUCAGCCACUCCUUCCAAAUGGACCCGCCUUACAGCCUGGAUGCACUCAAUGGCGCCAUUUCCCACACGGGCAAGACCUAUGAGGUAGUUGGGGAGAUGUUUGCUGAGCAGCCCAAGAACGAUCUUUUCCUCAUGUUGGACAUGCUGUCCUUGUACCAAGGACUCCUUUCCAACUUCCCAGAUAUUAUUCAUCUUCAGAAAGGCGCCUUUGCCAAGGUGAAGGAAAGCCAGCGAAUGAGCGACGAAGGGAAGAUGGACCAGGAUGAGGCGGACGGGAUCCGGAAACGUUGCCGCGUGGUGGGCUUCGCCCUGCAAGCCGAAAUGAACCACUUCCACGAGAGGCGCAUAUUGGACUUCAAGAAGAUGAUGCAGUCUUACCUGAAGCAACAAAUCCUCUUUUACCAGAGAGUCAGUCAGCAGUUGGAGAAGACUUUGCGGAUGUAUGAUAAUCUCUAGUGUUUUUCUAAACUUCAGUUGCCCGGCUUCUCUUUUGAACCGGGCGGCCUCCGAUGCGGAUCUUCCAAGCCCUGUCCUAUCAAUCAAGGUUAUUUGCUACACUUAUGCUGGGACCGUUUUGUUUUUUUUACUCUAUCCUCCUUGGAGAAAAAACUUUAUGAAACGCAUAGUGUAGCCAGAUCUGUCCAUAUAAAGUUGGAAAAGAUGGCGUGUCGGAGUCAGGGAAUUCGACUUCAUGUACAAAAAAAAAUAAACACCAAGCAGGAAAAAGGGAAGCUUACGGAACUUGUGACCAAACUCCAUAUUUAAACUCCAUUGUUUCAUUCGAACCGGUUUGCUGAGAUUCAGCAAACGACAUUUGUGACAUUCCAGCGAAUAUAUCCUCCUCCUUCCUCAAGAGGAGGCCCUCCUUUGUUUUUCACACACACACACACACCAGCCCUUGCCUCCCUGCAACACUGUUUACAUGAAAAAAGUUAUCUUUCGUUGUUGUUUUUUUUUUAAAAAAAAACAGAACUGUUUUUUUUUCUUCCUCAGGCUUGAUUUUCUAGAAUUACGUCCUCCUAAUUAUACAAGCGAAAUAAAGCAUAACCCCUCCAAUAAAUGAGACGUGGCUUGCAAAUGGCUCUGUACUCUUCUAAGUGCUGCUUAAAUGGGUUACAAUAACUAAUAAGGAAGGGGGUAUUAAUUGUGGGGGUGGGAGAAUGCACACAUAAAUGGCUUUUUUAACGGAAAUGGUGAAAAGAAGGCACUGAGACCUUUGUGAAUUGUUUUUAAAUGGCAUGAAGGAAAUAAGCAUUUAUUUUGUAC